CCCGACAGACUGAAGGCAGAAAGAAAAAGAGAGAAGAGAAAGAGUGAGAAACAAGAGAGAGGUGUCUCCAUUAUUGUUUCUUCUCGUAUCCCUUCUCUUUUGAGUCAUAGACAGUGAGUGAGUCCCAGACACUGAGACUAAAACAAAAACUCCAAGAUAUUUGCAUCAGCAGCAGUGAGCAAUGGAGGAGAGGCCAGAGACGGAGCUCAUUUCCAUUCCGGCUACUCCACGUGUCUCGACGCCGGAGAUACUGACGCCCUCGGGGCAGAGGUCGCCGAGGCCGGCUUCCAAGGCGUGGACGCCCACGUCCUUUAUAUCGCCCCGGUUUCUGAGCCCAAUAGGGACGCCGAUGAAGAGGGUGCUGAUAAACAUGAAGGGCUACUUGGAGGAGGUGGGUCAUCUCACCAAACUCAACCCACAAGAUGCAUGGCUUCCUAUUACUGAGUCUCGCAAUGGGAACGCUCAUUACGCUGCGUUUCAUAACCUCAAUGCUGGGGUUGGCUUUCAGGCCCUCGUUUUGCCUGUUGCUUUCGCUUUUCUAGGCUGGAGUUGGGGAAUACUUUCCUUAACCAUAGCCUACUUUUGGCAACUUUAUACAUUGUGGAUUCUAGUUCAACUACAUGAAGCAGUUCCAGGGAAGAGGUACAAUAGAUAUGUGGAACUUGCACAAGCAGCAUUUGGAGAAAGACUGGGCGUUUGGCUUGCUCUCUUCCCAACUGUUUAUUUGUCAGCAGGAACUGCAACAGCUCUGAUUCUCAUAGGAGGGGAAACCAUGAAACUAUUCUUCCAGAUAGUUUGUGGCCCACUCUGUACAUCAAACCCUCUAACAACAGUAGAGUGGUAUCUGGUGUUCACAUCUCUAUGCAUUGUUUUAUCCCAGCUGCCAAACCUCAACUCAAUUGCAGGACUCUCUCUCAUAGGGGCAGUGACAGCCAUCACUUAUUCUACUAUGGUGUGGGUACUCUCUGUAAGCCAACAAAGACCACCCCCAAUCUCCUACCAACCCCUUUCAUCCCCGUCUUUUUCUGCUUCCGUCUUCUCAGUCAUGAACGCCCUUGGAAUUGUGGCCUUUGCAUUCAGAGGUCACAAUUUAGCCAUGGAGAUCCAGGCAACAAUGCCGUCAACCUUUAAGCACCCUGCUCAUGUUCCUAUGUGGAGGGGGGCUAAAGUUGCCUAUGUGUUGAUUGCCAUGUGCAUAUUUCCUGUCGCCAUUGGAGGUUUUUGGGCUUAUGGAAACCUUAUGCCAUCGGGAGGAAUUCUCAAUGCCUUGUAUGGAUUUCACAGUCACGAUAUUCCAAGAGGACUUCUUGCAAUGACCUUCCUUCUGGUUGUGUUCAACUGCUUGAGUAGUUUCCAAAUAUACUCAAUGCCUGUUUUUGACAGUUUUGAAGCGGGCUACACCAGCCGAACCAAUCGCCCUUGCUCAAUCUGGGUCCGAUCUGGUUUCCGGGUUUUCUAUGGGUUCAUCUCCUUCUUCAUUGGUGUGGCACUGCCUUUCCUCUCUAGUCUUGCUGGUCUGUUAGGAGGACUUACUCUUCCAGUCACAUUUGCAUACCCUUGCUUCAUGUGGGUUCUUAUAAAAAAACCUACGAAGUUCAGCUUCAAUUGGUACUUCAACUGGAUCCUGGGGUGGUUGGGGAUUGCUUUUAGCUUGGCCUUUUCCAUUGGAGGUGUGUGGAGUAUGGUGAACAGUGGACUUAAGCUGAAAUUCUUUAAGCCCAGCUAAGAUCAGAUAAUCAAGAAUAGCCAUAAGAGGCUUCUGCAUUCUAUAGACUUUAUUCUGUAGGACUUAUAUUAUAUUUGUUGUUCCAGUUGUGGCUGCAAACUCAACCCUUAAUGUAUGCAUCUGUUACUUAUGGCACAUAGCUUUUUAUUGAGUUCUACUUCAAGAAUUUAUGUAAUUUUCCUCUUUGUCAAACAGUUUGGUUUCUCUCUUGA
This is a messenger RNA of Vitis vinifera (wine grape), 1938 nucleotides long. RefSeq names its product lysine histidine transporter-like 8. NCBI's taxonomy places the organism in Eukaryota, Viridiplantae, Streptophyta, Magnoliopsida, Vitales, Vitaceae. The record is from RefSeq and is a predicted model, not a curated record. Gene Ontology annotation, cellular component: plasma membrane. Bases 182 to 1726 code for a protein of 514 amino acids. The transcript is spliced from 5 exons.